GUUGAACUCUUCGCCGGACCGGAAGUGGCCGACUUAGGGGACCUUUUGGGGGGCUUGGCGGCAGCCGAGAUCGGAAGGACUGUGUUGGGUCACGUCCUGGUACCGGAAGCGUUUCUCGGGGAGACUGCAAAGGCUUACGCCGAAUCCCGCUCGCUGAAGAGAGUACACACUAUGCAAGUCACGUGUAAACCGGCUGCGUUACGGCGCAGGUAAAACGAACACAUUUGAGGCUCAGCCAGAUCAUCCCCGACCUCUGUUUGCGGCUAUGGGUCACGAACUGUCACGUCGGUAAACCAGGCACCUCUUUCUGCGAUUGAAGAAGGUGUGCGAGCCCUGAGAGCCCCGCCGCGUCGUAGUGCGUCACGGCCCUGCCCCUCUAAGCCGGCGCUGUGGCUGCGACGUGGGACGUGCGGCGUGGGCGGAGCUGUCCCUGCAUCCACCUCCUGUGGGCAGAGCCAUCUGCGGGUGGGCUGCGGCAGCGGGGCGGGUAUGCUACAGCUGGGGCUUCGAGUCCUGGGCUGCAAAGCCAGUUCUGUGCUCCGUGCAUCGACGUGCUUGGCAGGCAGAGCAGGCCGGAAAGAAGCAGGUUGGGAGUGUGGCGGAGCCCGCAGCUUCAGCAGCUCCGCGGUGACCAUGGCCCCGAUCAAGGUGGGAGAUGCCAUUCCCUCAGUGGAGGUAUUUGAAGGGGAACCGGGAAAGAAGGUGAACUUGGCAGAGCUGUUCAAGGGCAAGAAAGGUGUUUUGUUUGGAGUCCCUGGGGCAUUUACACCUGGCUGUUCUAAGACCCACCUGCCUGGGUUUGUGGAGCAAGCUGGAGCUCUGAAGGCCAAGGGAGCGCAGGUGGUGGCCUGUCUGAGCGUUAAUGACGUCUUUGUGAUUGAAGAGUGGGGUCGAGCCCACCAGGCAGAAGGCAAGGUUCGGCUCCUGGCUGACCCCACUGGAGCCUUUGGGAAGGCGACAGACUUAUUAUUGGAUGAUUCUUUGGUGUCUCUCUUUGGGAAUCGUCGGCUGAAAAGGUUCUCCAUGGUGAUAGACAACGGCAUAGUGAAGGCACUGAACGUGGAGCCAGAUGGCACAGGCCUCACCUGCAGCCUGGCCCCCAACAUCCUCUCUCAACUCUGAGGCCCUGGCCAGAUGUCCUCUGACUCUCCCAUCUCUCCCACCCGGCUCUAGGCCAAAAGGCUCGGUACCUCCUUACUGGGAGCCACGUAAAUGGAACCUUGACCAUAUUUCUGCAAUAAACAGUUUAAUUUGUGUCUUUACCACUGGUA
Messenger RNA from Mus musculus (house mouse), 1271 nucleotides. RefSeq names its product peroxiredoxin 5 (gene Prdx5). Gene Ontology annotation, cellular component: peroxisome; mitochondrion; nucleus. Gene Ontology annotation, biological process: negative regulation of apoptotic process; response to oxidative stress; negative regulation of transcription by RNA polymerase III. NCBI's taxonomy places the organism in Eukaryota, Metazoa, Chordata, Mammalia, Rodentia, Muridae. Bases 490 to 1122 code for a protein of 210 amino acids. The transcript is spliced from 6 exons. Gene Ontology annotation, molecular function: thioredoxin-dependent peroxiredoxin activity; cysteine-type endopeptidase inhibitor activity involved in apoptotic process; RNA polymerase III transcription regulatory region sequence-specific DNA binding. The record is from RefSeq and is marked reviewed.